This is a messenger RNA of Racocetra fulgida, 285 nucleotides long. The record is from the annotation of a GenBank genome assembly. NCBI's taxonomy places the organism in Eukaryota, Fungi, Glomeromycota, Glomeromycetes, Diversisporales, Gigasporaceae.
AUGGAUAUUGAUAUCAAUGACCUCACUAAUCUGGAUGACUUCGCUAACUCAGAUGACUCUGCUAAUCAGGAUGCUACUACUAACUCAGAUGCUACUGCUAACCUGGAUGCUACUACUAACCAGGAUGCCACUGCUAACCUGGAUGCUACUGCUAACCAGAAUGCCACUGCUAACCCAGAUUUUAUUGCUAGCCAGAAUGCUACUACUAAUCCAGAUGCUACUACUAACUCAGAUGCUACUACUAACCAGGAUGCUACUGCUAACCAGGAUGUUUCUGCUAACUAG